AUGGGACUGUUGGUGUUUAUGCGUAACCUGCUGCUAGCCCUCUGCCUCUUCCUGGUACUGGGAUUUCUGUACUAUUCUGCGUGGAAGUUGCACCUUCUCAGAUGGGAGGAUUCAA
This is a messenger RNA of Mesitornis unicolor (brown roatelo), 115 nucleotides long. RefSeq names its product CMP-N-acetylneuraminate-beta-1,4-galactoside alpha-2,3-sialyltransferase-like. The record is from RefSeq and is a predicted model, not a curated record. NCBI's taxonomy places the organism in Eukaryota, Metazoa, Chordata, Aves, Mesitornithiformes, Mesitornithidae. The transcript has a single exon. The annotation marks the transcript as partial.